AUGAAGUUUCUCACCGUUCUCUCUUUGCUGUCGUACCAGCUUUCACUCGCUGCGGCCUCGACGAUUCCAACUGGUUUAUCGAAGCGCGCGGCUCAAUAUAAUGCCACCCUCCUCGCCUAUGGAACUAGCACUGACGCGUGGCCAGUGGCAUACGGGCUCGAUGAUGCAAAACUCUACGUUACAGCCAACCCCAAUGAUACUACUGCAAAUCUGGUGCCCUUGACCUGGGAUAUUGCUGCCAUCACUGGCCGGAACUGGAUCGCCAACGCCACAUUCUCCAACGGAACCGAAGCAGGAUCUAUGUACAUCAUGCAGCAGGACUUCGACGCCGUCGGAGUCUCCCCAAUCGCCAAUAUCGCCAACGUCAACGGCUCAGUCUCGGGCUUCGCCAUGUUCGCCUCGCAACUGGUAUACAAUAAUAACUCCACACUCGAGUCGCAGUUCUGGGCUCAGUCAACCGACACGGAUGAUGUCUACGCCCUGAUGUGGAAUACUGAAGGCGAGCUGCAGAAUAAUAGCUUUCCCGUGACAAUCAAGGCCACGUCGGACAGUUCUUGA
Molecule: messenger RNA, 558 nt
Organism: Diaporthe amygdali
Lineage: Eukaryota; Fungi; Ascomycota; Sordariomycetes; Diaporthales; Diaporthaceae
Product: Glycoside hydrolase family 12
Exons: 3
Coding region: 1-558 (185 amino acids)
Source: RefSeq, a predicted model, not a curated record